Messenger RNA from Hydractinia symbiolongicarpus, 2957 nucleotides. RefSeq names its product cilia- and flagella-associated protein 69-like. Gene Ontology annotation, biological process: positive regulation of flagellated sperm motility. Gene Ontology annotation, cellular component: non-motile cilium; sperm midpiece. The record is from RefSeq and is a predicted model, not a curated record. NCBI's taxonomy places the organism in Eukaryota, Metazoa, Cnidaria, Hydrozoa, Anthoathecata, Hydractiniidae. The coding region runs from base 61 to 2865 and encodes 934 amino acids. The transcript is spliced from 27 exons.
UCAACGCAAACAGCGCGUUAUUUUUUUCAACCACGGACGCCUUGGUAAAUCGAAACAAACAUGGCGGCACUGACUGUUCAAUCUUCAGGCUACUUUCCAGAAUACAAUACAGAAAAUCCAUCAAUUCCAGUAAUACAUAACGUCGUCAGUAAUGAAGAUCUUCAAACGUUUACCGAAGAAAAUCGGGGAUAUCCAAAAAUUCAUAAAAAAGAAGUCAACACAGGGAAAGUUUUGAAACUGCUAACAGAUAAACAUUCAAAACCUUUAAUAGAAAGGCACUGUCGUGCAGUCAUGAAUCUAUCAUCAUUUUAUAAAGAUGGUGUACAUUUAAACGAUGUGAUUAUACUGAUGCAGAUUAUAAAGAAGUGUCAUGAAUAUAUUGCUCUUGAUGAUAGAUAUGAAGAGUUAGUUUGUUUGCUUGUAUCAACUAUGAGAAAACCUUUCUUGAAGUCAAAAUCAUCUGAUGAAGAGCAAUAUAUGCAUGAAUUACCAGAACACCUCACAACGUUGGGACAAAUUGGUGAGGAAUCGCCUGUGAAGAUUAAAAUUGUAAUUGGCAAAGCAGUAUCAGAUUUGUAUACAUCAAAAUCUAAAAAUUGUCGAGAUAAUGAUUUAAAGCCAGUGUCACAAACGUUUGUUAAAACUACUAUUGAAAGAAGUCGAAUUUGCAAAUCAAUUGCAGAGUACCUUGGUCAAAUACCUGACAACGAUUACGAUUCCCGAUACAUCUUAUUAAAAUCUUUAAACAAACUUUCAAAUUCAGAUUUAAACUGUGAUGACAUUUUAAAAACAGAUGCUGUAUUCUGUAUCUGUAAACAUUUAGAAACAGAUGUCAGGUCUUAUAAGCUAUUAUUUGUUGCUGUGGAAACGUUAUGGAAUUUGUUACAAAACGGUGAUCCAAAUGAAUUUUCUGGCCAGCUUAGCUGUAAUGCAUGCUUAAGUUCUUUGCAUGCCACUUUCACAUAUCAGAUGAGCCACUGCUGCAGUCUUACUGAUCGACAGUUACGCAAUGAUAUUCUCAUCAUCAUCUCCUUAGUCGCUUCGAAAUGCACAAAGUCAGCCAUCGUUGAAAGUGGUCUAGUAAAAACAUUGUCAUUAUUCUGUACUUCUCCGGAACUUCCCACAAGAAACGAGACGGUAGAGAACAUGAAAAUUCAAUCCUCUCCAGAGGAUUUUGAGUUAAAGAAAUUACUAUUAAACCUCUUAGUGAUGCUAAGUGAUGAUAGUGAAUCUUUGCAAAUCAUGUCGAAAUGUUAUGUGUUGCAUGCUUUAUUUACAUAUGUGCAACCUAUCACACAAUCAACAAAUACGUUAUGGAGUGCAGCACAGUUUGAAGAGAUACAAUUGCAAGCAAUGUCUGUCUUGGCUGUUCUUGCACCUCUUUUGGUAAAUCAAUACAUGGAAUGUCAAGGCAAUGCAAGAUUGUUGAACCUACUUGAUUGGUGUGUUGGUCCAGAUGACUAUGGUGGUCAUGGUAACAGUUUCUAUGGUACGGGUGGACGGGGCAGCAAGCGAGCUCAAAUGAGAUACUGUAUACGACUGAUCAGAAGCAUGUGCUCCACAGGAGAUGAGGAAGUUCUCCAAGAUUUAACGGAUCAAGGCCUGAUCGCGCAGUUGAUAGCUAUACUGGAUUCAUGUAGUCAUAGCACUGACAGCAAUGAUGCAGUGGAUAUUGAGUUGCAAUGUGAUAUGAUGUUGAUUCUGGCUUUAUUGUGUGAUGAAGAUGUCCACAGAAAAGAAUUGUUUGGUGAAUCUGGCGUUGGUGUUUUGUUGCAGUAUAUGAGAGGAUAUCUGAUUGUGAAUGGUCCAUUAAAUCAACAAAAACUUGUGCUCUAUGCAACAGAUUGCAUUUGGUCGUCAGUGAUUGGUUGUUUUAUGAACGAAAUAACAUUUCUUGAAAAGGAAGGUGCAUUCUUAUUGCUCGACUUGUUGCAGGAAUGUCCAGAAAACAUGCAAAAUGUUGUGCUUGGGACCAUAUUAGACUUGACAGAGAAUACAAAUUGUUUACCACAUAUAAUGUUAUGGCGUGGCAAAAAGGAGAAAACUGUGGGAAAGUUACUAGUUGAUUUGUGGAAAGAAGAAGAGAAGAAGUUUGGAGUGAGAAGAGAUGCCUAUGGUGUUAUUACGGAUACGAGUUGUCCACUUAUGACAGCCAGCCAGGAGUCACAUGGUAUUGUGUCGUUACCAGUUUCUUUUGCCAGUCCAGCAAUUGUGGAAGUAGCUGAUAAUCUAAGGGCUAAGAUAUACAGUAUAUUUUGCAAACUUGGCUUCAACAACUUACCUGGCCUGGUUUCAGCGGACUAUGUGGUACUGUCUGUAAUUGAAAAAUAUUUGGAUUUUAAGACAAUGGAAGUAUGGCAAGAAAUAAGGUCGGAGCUAAUGCUGGAAAAUAUAGAGCCAGUAUCACCGGAUAAAGAAUGCAUGGACAGAAUCAUCUUUACAUUUGAGGAGAAAGCUGCAGCUGUAGCUAAUGUUCAGAAGUCUCUUAUUGAAAAUGAUAUUGAAGAACAGUUGGUUGAUGAACGGGAAUUUUACAGCAAGAUCAAAGAAAGCCACACUCAAGAAGAGAAAACAUACCAAGAUUUUGUCAAUUUCGUUGACCGUACCUCGGACUACUCCAUCUUACAGGCCGUGCGCAAAGAACAACUAAAAUCCAUUGACAGAUCAAGAUUGCUAUCUCGUACCCAGUAUCGCCAAAGAAAGAGCACAACGUCACACGAAACAAUGGAAAGAAAGUUACAAAUUACAACGUUUUGUGGACGAAACGUGCUUGUUAAAAGUACUAAGAUUCAUCACCCGGUCAAUUCGUCAACAAAAAAACUUUUUCUUCAAAACGGGCAAAUAGUUGCAACUUUGGCAAAUUGAAGCAAGUGAAAUUUGUAUAUAAUUAAGAUGUAAUAUAUAGAAUAAUUUAAAGGGUUUUUAAAUUUGUUGAUUAAAAAGAACUUCUAAAUCUA